Colletotrichum spaethianum is the source of this 465-nucleotide messenger RNA. RefSeq lists its product as uncharacterized. The transcript is spliced from 3 exons. Bases 1 to 465 code for a protein of 154 amino acids. Lineage: Eukaryota; Fungi; Ascomycota; Sordariomycetes; Glomerellales; Glomerellaceae. The record is from RefSeq and is a predicted model, not a curated record.
AUGACCGCCGAAGUAUCGCAUGGUAGAGGUGGGGCUGGCAAUAUGGCCGCCGACGAUACCCAAUACGUUGACGGCGAGGUCGUGAGGGCCGGCCCGAGGGCUCCCACGGAACGGGCGCAUUCAGCUCUGGCAGAGGAGGCGGCGUCGGCGCAUUCGCCCGCAGAGCCGAACCCCCACACCCCCACCAGAGCCGGAAACAUUGCCGAUGCCAAGAGCGAGCCCGCUCCGCGCGCCGACAAGGACGUCGUCCCCGAGGAGGCUUACCGCCCCUCGACCGAGGGUCAGGACUACCACGUCGGCCGGGGCGGCGCCGGCAACGCCGUCGAGACGGACAAGCCGGCCGCGCACAAGGAUAUUGACCACGAGAAGAAGGCCGCCGCCCAGGCCCGCGCCGACGGUAACCCGGGCGUCAGUGUCGCCGACAAGCUCAAGGCCAAGAUCCUUGCGCCCUUCAACAAGAAGUAA